Messenger RNA from Chanos chanos (milkfish), 561 nucleotides. RefSeq names its product butyrophilin subfamily 3 member A2-like. Lineage: Eukaryota; Metazoa; Chordata; Actinopteri; Gonorynchiformes; Chanidae. The transcript is spliced from 3 exons. The record is from RefSeq and is a predicted model, not a curated record. Bases 1 to 561 code for a protein of 186 amino acids. Gene Ontology annotation, molecular function: signaling receptor binding. Gene Ontology annotation, biological process: T cell receptor signaling pathway; regulation of cytokine production. Gene Ontology annotation, cellular component: external side of plasma membrane.
AUGUGUCUAUGUCUGAUUAAAGAUCAGGUUCAGGUUGUUGGUCCAGCUGGUCCUCUUGUUGCUGUAGCUGGUGAAGACCUGGUUCUGCCCUGUUCUCUCAAACCCGCCAUCAGUGCUGUGGACAUGACAGUGGAGUGGAGUAGACUCCAUGGAUCAGACACUCUAGUGCAUCUGUACACAGACCAUGAAGACAGAAAUGAGAAACAGAUUCAGUCCUAUAGAGGGAGAACAGCACUGUUUAAAGAGAAACUGCAGAAAGGCAACACUUCAUUAAAACUCUCCAGAGUGAGAGUCUUUGAUGAAGGACAAUAUAAAUGUUUUAUUCAUAAUAAAAACUGGCAGGAUGAUGUGACUGUUGAAGUCAGAGUUGAAGCUGUUGGAACCGAGCCUGUGAUCACUGUGACGGGCUGUGAUGACUCAGGAAGGCGGAGUCUGUCGUGUGAAUCUACAGGUUGGCAUCCUGAGCCUGUGGUUUUUUGGCUGAACAGUGAAGGAAAGGGUCUCCCUGCAGAGGACACAGAGACAGUCAGAGACACAGAGUUUUUCUCUGUGAAACAAUAA